CCCCACCGUUCCCUUCCUCCACGCUUGUCAUCACCAACGAUUCCACUCGAUUACUCUGUUCAAGUGUAUAAGUCGACAUGAGGCCGGAUCCUGCUGUGCUGGAAGUUCUAUCUCUAUCUGAAGGGAAUGUGACCGUGGAAGACCAUGGUGGUGGUGGUGGCUCUUCCUCCGCGUCAACAUCGAAGAUUAUCUCAAAACAAGACGACGGCACUAAGCUGGAAUACUUCAUGAAAACAGGGUCCGGCAAAGAUGCAGAAAUAAUGUUCCAAGGUGAACACGCAUCCCUCAACGCAAUCAACGCCGUGGUCCCGUCUCUGUGCCCUAAAUCCCACGGGAGCGGCCCAUUCUCCUCCGACGCAAAUACUUUCUUCCUCGUAACGGAUUUCCUGAAUCUUUCUGCUCGCAGCAAUCUUUCGGCAGACGAUGAACCGGCCUCUCUCGCGGAGAAACUUGCUCAGCUACAUACUACCCCGGCGCCCAUUCCUGACGGCUACGACAGUCCUAUGUUUGGCUUCCCCGUGCCCACAUGCUGCGGUGAUACUCCGCAGGACAACACCUUCAACGCCUCCUGGGCUGAUUUCUACGCCAACAGCCGGCUGAGGUUCAUUCUUGAGCGGGCAGAAAGUGCGAAUGGUGUUGAUGACGAGUUGAGGCGUAUGCUCGAGACGGUUGCUUCCAUUGUCGUACCACGGCUGAUUGGCGACGAGCAUUUGAACGGUGGCAGGGGCGUAACUCCAGUCGUUGUACACGGCGAUCUAUGGUCGGGUAACGCCGGGAGAGGGAGGAUAGGAGACGAUGAUGUGGUGCAAGAGGUUGUGUAUGAUCCCUCUGCGUGCUAUGCACACAGCGAGUAUGAAUUGGGAAUCAUGAAGAUGUUUGGGGGUUUUGGGGACGUGUUUUUGAGGGAGUAUCAUAGGGCGUGCGCGAAGACGGAGCCGGUGGGCGAGUAUGAGGAUCGGGUAGAGUUGUAUGGAUUGUAUCAUCAUCUGAACCAUUAUGCGUUGUUUGGAGGUGGCUAUAAGGCUGGGGCAAAGGCGAUCAUGAAGAGGCUUAUUAGGACCUAUGUGCAUGAUAAAGCGUGAGUGAACUUCGGCAAUAGGAACUAGGUUACCGGAGCUACUGUCGAGUAGGUCAGCUUGAAGAGUUUGGUGAAGUCGAUACCAGGUGCGCACCGCCUGUCGAAGAAACAGGAAUAGCUCCAAUACGAAAGGUCUCUGACUGUUUUCAUAAUAAAGAGAUGACAGGAUGCAGUGG
Messenger RNA from Pseudovirgaria hyperparasitica, 1254 nucleotides. RefSeq names its product Ketosamine-3-kinase. The record is from RefSeq and is a predicted model, not a curated record. The transcript is spliced from 4 exons. Bases 78 to 1082 code for a protein of 334 amino acids. NCBI's taxonomy places the organism in Eukaryota, Fungi, Ascomycota, Dothideomycetes, Acrospermales, Acrospermaceae.